UCUUACUUUCAAAUUCCGCGCUACUCAGAAACUCACCGCCCCCACCAUGUAUUUCCCAAGCAGAAAUAAAAUCAUGCAAAACCAUGAGAGAGAUGAUUCAAAUCCACGCCAAAAAGAUCAAAACUGGUCGUAUAAGAGACCCCUUCGCUGCUGCUGAGAUCUUACAGUUUUGUGCUUUAACAAAUCAUGGAGAUUUACAGUAUGCUCGUUUAGUUUUUGAUCGUAUGGAGGAACCUAAUUGUUUCUCUUUUAACACUAUUAUCAGAGCUUUUUCUGAAACAAACAAUCAAUCCAUAGAGUCUCUUAUCAUUUUCGGUCAAAUGCUGUAUAAUGAAUUCGUCGAACCAAAUCGAUUUACGUUUCCAUCAGUUUUAAAAGCAUGUGCGAAGAUGAGAAGAAUUGAAGAAGGAAAACAAGUUCAUUGUCAGAUUAUUAAACGGGGGUUGGGUUUAGACAUAGAUGAGUUUAUUGUUAGUAAUCUUGUUCGAAUGUAUGCGAUUUGUGGGCUCAUGAAGGAUGCAAGGAAACUGUUUGAUAAAAGUGGUGUAACAACAAAGGAGUCCAUUAGUGAUGGAAAUGUAGUUCUUUGGAAUGUAAUGAUUGAUGGGUACAUAAGAAUUGGGGAUUUUGAUUCAGCGAGGCAGUUAUUUGAUUUAAUGCCUCAAAGAAGCGUGGUUUCGUGGAAUGGAAUGAUUGCAGGUUAUGCACAAAAUGGUUACUUCAAAGAGGCUUUGGAGAUAUUCCAAAAGAUGCAGUUGGAAAAUGGUUGUCCGAAUUAUGUGACGCUGGUUAGUGUUCUCCCUGCAAUUUCUCGUCUUGGUGCACUUGAGUUGGGGAAAUGGGUUCAUUUGUAUUGCGGGAGGAACAAGAUUGAGGUAGAUGAUGUACUCGGGUCUGCUUUGAUUGAUAUGUACUCGAAAUGUGGGAGCAUAGAAAAGGCUAUUCAGGUAUUUGAGAGACUUCCACGAAGAAAUCCUGUUACUUGGAAUGCCAUCAUUGGAGGGUUAUCUGUGCAUGGCCGAGCAGUUGAUGCGCUUGAUUAUUUCGAUAAGAUGGAAAUGGAAGGAGUGAAGCCGACUGAUGUUUGUUAUAUUAGCGUGCUGAGUGCGUGCAGUCAUGCAGGGUUGGUUGAUGAAGGAAGAUUGUAUUUUGACCAAAUGGUAAGGAUAGAUGGGUUAGAUCCUAGGAUUGAACAUUAUGGAUGUAUGGUAGAUUUGUUAGGUCGUGCAGGAUUAUUUGAAGAAGCCGAGGAGUUUAUAUCGAAAAUGCCGAUCAAGCCAGACGGUGUAAUCUGGAAAGCCUUGUUAGGUGCUUGCAAGAUGCAUGGUAAUAUUGAGAUGGGACAACGUGUGGCGAAAAAACUUAUGGAUUUAGCUCCAAGUGAUAGUGGUUCAUAUGUAGCUCUUUCAAAUAUUUAUGCGUCUUUGGGAGAUUGGGAAGGUGUUUCAGCAGUGAGACUGAUGAUGAAAGAGAAGGAUAUAAGGAAAAACCCAGGUUGUAGCUGGAUCGAACUCGAUGGAACAAUUCAUGAAUUCCUAGUGGAAGAUGAAUCUCAUCCUAGAGCACGAGAGAUACGUUUAAUGUUGGAGGAGAUGAGUGAGAAAUUGAGAUUAAAUGGGUAUAAACCUGAUACUAAGCAAGUGCUGCUAAACAUGGAUGAGGAAGAGAGGGAAAGUCUGGUUUUUCACCACAGUGAAAAGAUUGCAGUGGCGUUUGGGUUAAUCAGUACCAAGAGAAAUGCACCAUUACAGAUAGUCAAGAACUUGAGGAUCUGUGGGGAUUGCCAUUCGUCGAUGAAAUUCAUAUCAAGAAUUUAUAAUCGAAGGAUAAUCGUAAGGGAUAGAAAUCGAUUCCACCAUUUUGAGAACGGAGUGUGUUCAUGUAUGGAUUAUUGGUGACUGUUAAAAAUUCAUGUAGACAGUACUUUGUCUAUAAAUUAGCAAAUCUAA
Molecule: messenger RNA, 1949 nt
Organism: Papaver somniferum (opium poppy)
Lineage: Eukaryota; Viridiplantae; Streptophyta; Magnoliopsida; Ranunculales; Papaveraceae
Product: pentatricopeptide repeat-containing protein At5g48910-like
Exons: 1
Coding region: 84-1898 (604 amino acids)
Biological process (GO): RNA modification
Molecular function (GO): protein binding; RNA binding; zinc ion binding
Source: RefSeq, a predicted model, not a curated record